Molecule: messenger RNA, 465 nt
Organism: Durusdinium trenchii
Lineage: Eukaryota; Dinophyceae; Suessiales; Symbiodiniaceae
Source: the annotation of a GenBank genome assembly
AUGACAUGUCUCAACUGGCCGGAUGGAUACCAGAUACCACAGCAGGACGAGGAAGUCCCGGUGGGCGAGAAGAGCAGGGGACCUGUCUUGAAGGAUGUGUCUUUGGCAUCGGGUUGGAUGGGGCCGACGAAUGUGUUCGCCGAAACCAAGAGGCAUCGGCCUGAUGGCCCUGCAUGGGAUCUCAUGGAAAAAACCUCGGCAGUGUUCUGGCAUUUUCGGGCAUCGGAGACGGGUGGAGAGGCGAAUUUGGGCGAAGUCUGUCCGCAACAGCGAGGGUAUGCAAGAAAAAGCCUCGAACCGAGACAUGUUCUUUGCAUGCAAGACGUUGGGAGUACAAUCUCGCAUGGAAUCGUAAUGAAUGAUGAGGCGCAAAAGGGCAGCCUGGGGUGCAAAAAGUGGGUUAGGGGAAGGUCCGAGCACCUGGUCGGAGAAUUGAUGUCCAUCAGAAUCAGAAUAAUAUGUUGA